AUCAACGUUGGUCAGUAGUCACGCGUUGCACCUGGAAGAAAGUGCCCACUGUUUGUCCUCAUCGUCAAAUUCAAAUUUAACAUCAGUUCGAAUUUAAUUGUCGGCUAAAUCUGUUCAGUUUUUUUUAAAUUUAUCAUGGUAAUUAACUAUCGUCAAUUGGUUUUACGUUGAUUCAAAUAAAUAAUAAAAUAAAUUUCAGAACUUGUUUGUGUUCUUUAAAAUGGGAUACGUUAUGAUGAUCAUAACACUGGUGCUGAUGUUUUGGGCAUCGAUGGUAAGAAUGCAUGAAUUGCCUGUCCAAUAUCCCCCGUGUUUUUUCAACCCUCUGUGCACCUGCUCGAAAGCGAUCCCUGAUCUGGGGAUCGUUAAUUGCGAAAACGUUCCCAUGUCGCGGAUUCCCGAGCCUAUUAACUCGUCAAAAGUAUUUAUACUUCAGCUUGGCAAUAAUGGGUUGCGACAGCUCCAGCCUCAAUUCCUCAUGAAUACGGGCCUUUAUAAUUUACAAAUCCGAUAUAAUCCGCUGGCUGAUAUACCAGACGAAGCCUUUCUAGGGCUUGAAAGAUCAUUAUGGGAACUUGAAUUACCAUACAAUCAAUUAGUUCAAGUACCCAGUAAAUCGUUUCGCCAUUUACAGAAACUCAAAAUUCUCGACCUGACUGGUAACCAGAUAUCAACGAUAGCCGCAGAUAAUUGGCGAGGUCUUGAAAAUUCUUUGCACACAUUGCGUCUUGGUAAAAAUCACAUUGACAAAUUGCCCGCGGAUGCCUUUUCGGGACUUAGUUAUCUCGAAAUUCUUGAUUUGCGGGAGAACAGUCUCAAGGAAAUAGACUCCUCGGUCUUCCGGGAUGGAAUGGCCCAUUUGGCCCAGCUGUAUUUGAACGGGAAUCAGUUGACGAUGAUACCUUACAGUCAAUUGUCGACGUUAAAGCACAUGAAAGUACUGGAUCUCAGCUACAAUCGAAUUGCACGGGUCAUACAACCGCAAAUGGAAGCCGAAAUCCGCGGGGUACAAAUUUCUCUUGAUACACUUCGUCUUGAUUACAAUCAAAUAGAAGUUCUGCCACCGGGAUCAUUUCAACAUUUUUUCCGAGUUAAUAAAACUUAUAUGAGUGGAAACCCUUUGAUGGAAAUUGAGGAUGGCGCAUUCAGAGAUUCUAAAAUAAAGGAACUUUAUUUUACGGAUUGUGAAUUGAAAGAAGUUGACUCAUCUUCAUUACGCGGACUUGAAUCAUCGUUAGAGCUUUUAGAUUUAUCAGGAAACAAUAUUACAGAGUUGCAGCAAAAUAUAUUUCAAGAAUUUGAUUUUUUAAGGACAUUAAUAUUUAAGGACAACAAAAUAACAACUUUUUCGCCAGUCGAAGUAUUCACUGGCUUCCAGUACUCGCUGUACAAUUUAGAUCUGAGUGGUCGACUAAAUGCAGCCAUAUCUCUUCAAGAUUUACGACAAAUGCGCAAUCUCCGUUUUCUCGCUCUGUCAAAAUUGUCACAAGACUCAUUAUCGGCGAAUGACUUUCUUGAAUUUGGUAUUGACGUUAAAGAAUUGCGUAUUACACGCAGUAAUCUCAACAGCAUUAAGGGUCACGCAUUCACCCACGUCAGAGGAAUAAAAUAUUUAGAUUUUUCGGAAAAUUCUAUUUCUUCAAUUGACGAUGAAGCGUUUUCCGAAGUGGGACAUUCUCUGCUGACACUUAAAUUUGCUCAUGGGUUGUCUAGUUCCAUAAGCGAACUGCCUAGUAAACCAUUCAAAUCUUUGACAAACUUGCAGUAUCUUGAUCUAAGUAAUAACAAAAUUCGUUCAAUGCCCGAUACUUCCUUUCAUUUUUUGAAACGAAUAAGGAGAAUUGAAUUACAAGAUAAUGAAAUAACUGAAAUACGUAAAGGAACUUUUCAAGGCGACAUACACUCGACACUAGAAGAAGUUGAUUUUGCGUUCAAUCAUAUUACAAAUUUGCAAACUCAUACAUUUGUCGAUUUAUCGUUAAUGACAUUUUUGAAUUUGCAAGACAAUAAUAUUGAUAAAAUAGAACGACGUGCAUUUAUGAACAUGAACCGUCUCAAGUAUGUCAAUUUACGCGGUAACAAAAUUAAAAGUAUUGUAGACGAGGCCUUUCAAAAUUUGCCAGACCUUGAAUUUUUGGAUUUAGCUUACAAUAAAAUGAAUGAAUUUGAUUUUGCGUGGUUUGAUCAAGUAGGAACUCUCGCUUCUUUUAAAGUUAACGCGAGUCAUAACUCAAUAACUAAAUUGGAAAUAAAUAGCUCGAGUUUCACACCAGCUACGAGUAUGUAUUUCAAUAUGGGAGGGACAUUGCAAUCAAAUAUCCGCGUGUUGGAUCUAAGUCACAACAACAUCACGGAAAUAAUGAAGUAUUAUUUCCGUCCAGUGGAGUACGCAUUGACUCAUUUGUAUUUAUCUCACAAUGAAAUAGUAAACAUGUCGCAAGCGGUGUUUGGAAACUUGCCGCAUCUCCAGUGGCUCGAUUUGCGUCACAAUGAUCUUAUUGAUAUAGACUUUGAUUGCUUCCGCAACACUAAAAAUAUCCAAGUCCUACUGCUGUCCCACAACAAUAUUGUGGACAUUCCCCCGGAAACUCUCCGAAGCUUAAAAAAAUUACGAAUACUAGAUCUAUCAUUCAACAGACUCCGUAUUUUGCCAGAUAAUUUUUUCAAUGAUGCGAAUAUCGAGAGUCUUGAUCUUUCUAACAAUCAAUUUAUGCGACUGCCAACGAAACCAAUUGCCGGUGUAGCAGCAGCUUCUAUUUCAAUCCUUGAUCUCUCAUGGAAUUAUUUAUCAAGCAUCAAUAUCGCUGAUUCUAUGAAUAAAUUCCGUAGUCUUACGUAUUUAGAUUUGUCUUACAACAGACUAGUCCGUCUAGAUGAUGCUGUUUUCACAGAACUUCAUCACCUAACGUACCUGGAUCUUAGCAAUAAUAAACAACUGAUUCUCGAGAAUCACGGGCGCACUUUUUUCGGUCUAGAUGACUCACUACUGACUCUCGGUCUCAGUAACAUCUCGCUCCUGACUAUCCCCGAACUUCCAUUCCGUCAUCUACGGACUCUCUACAUGUCAAACAACGAACUCGCAUCAAUUCCAGCUGAACUGGCAUCAAAUCUGUCCUCCCUACAUCAUCUUGAUCUCAGUCACAACGACCUGACAGUCGUCCCUCUUAUCACUCACACACUUUUCGAACUAAAAUCAUUCAAUCUCGCAUACAAUCCCAUCACGACCGUAUCCAACACCAGUUUCUUAGGACCUGCUGACAGUCUCAUCGAACUGGAUAUUCGUCAUCUUCCGUUAUCAACUUUUGAGGCAGGAGCAUUUUGCAAAGCGUCUAAACUUCAAACUCUUCAUAUCACUGCUUACACAACAAUUAAAAAUUUCAAUAUUCCCAAUCUUCUUGAGUACAACCACGGGCUGAAAAAUUUACAUGUCGAUAUACACAACGAGACAACUUUGGAGAAAGAAAUGAAAGGAAGAUUUCCCGUUAAAUUGUCAAAUUUUACUUUUACUGGGCGAAAUUUGAAAACCAUUGACACUGAUAUUUUACAAGGAAUGCGAAGUCCGCAUCUUCAUUUCGGUCUCUACAAUACCUCUGUCAGUAAAGUACCGAGAAAAUUAUUUGAAAAUGCACGCACAGUACGCAAUAUAACUGUCGAUCUACAUAACAAUGAUCUUAAGACACUUGAAAAUCCAUCAAACGGUUACAGACCCGGGGCAACGGAUAAAAAAUUUUUAAUGCGAUUACGAAUGCAAGGAAGCGCCGUUACUUGUGACUGUGAAAUAGGAUGGAUUGAAGGCUGGCAAAGAAAACACAGACAGUAUCAAGAAGACAGAUGUAAUACUUACCCGCUUCAUCAGUACGACUUUGAACGUGACGAAGAAAAUGAAUACAGCUGCUGGGACAACGGUUGGGAUGACGAUUUACGCGAGAGUUUCUGUGCUAAUAAAAAUAACAUGUCAGUAAUCCAAGCUCUCAAGGCAGAUAUCGAGUGCGGCUGGUCGGCGGCUCCUUCUUAUCAAGCGCCGAAAUUAUUUGUACUAAUUAUCUUAAUUAUUGCGGCUAGAAAUCUAAACUGAAGAUGAAAAAUUUCGAGUUUAUUUGAUAAUUACUAUAAAAGUAAUUGUGUAUAAAAAAAAAAAAAGAGCGAUUGUCAAAUAAUUUUAAUUGCUGUACGGGUCAAUUGUACAGCAGGAAACAAUACGUAAGAUCAUUUGCAAUAUUGGCAGCCAAAUAAGUCCCACUAUAAAUGUGAGACUCAGAUAAACGAACGCGAGCUGCAGUCCCAAGAGCAUUAUUUUAAUAGCCAUCUCUUGGCGGUCUUUUGUUUUUUUUAUGUCCAGUGUUUUGUCCAAAAUAAAACGCAAAAUGAAUAAAAGUAUCUAAAAUAAAUUUUUUAAAUUAAUAGUCUAUUAUUAUUUUACGCGGGAGAUUUAUCAAUUUUUUUUAAUAAAUGAUAAAUCUUUUGAAGAGUUUAGAAAAUAAAUAAGUAGACGAACCAGCGUCAUUGGAAUAACAUUCACGAUAAAAUAAAAUAGCGCGAGUAGUGAUUUAGCCAUAGCUUGGCCCAUUAUUUUCAUGAGCGCUGAAAAAGUAUAUUCUUCUGAGGAAGAUAUUCCUAAAACAUUUUCUUGAUAGUCGAUUAAAUAAUUUCGUAGUUUUUCGAAUAGAUUGUCUUGGUUUUCUUUGAAUAAUUUAUCAUCUUCAUCAGCACUUUGGUUAUUAAUUUUACACAAAGACGUGGUUUCAGUAUAAGAAUAUAAAUUAUUGCAUGGAUCAAGAUUUGAAAUACUGUACAGAUUUUUACAUUUCCAUUCGGCAUUACUAAUUUUGUUAUUGUUAUUAAUGUUUAAUAAUAAAUUGGUAUCAAAUGGUCUCGAGUUUUCGUUCCAAUCCCCAGAUUUACGGUUGUCAAAUUCAUUCAACUUUAAAUCACAAUUUGUUUUUAUUAAUUUAUCUGUAUAUUUAC
Microplitis mediator is the source of this 4965-nucleotide messenger RNA. RefSeq names its product chaoptin (gene chp). The transcript is spliced from 11 exons. Gene Ontology annotation, molecular function: protein binding. NCBI's taxonomy places the organism in Eukaryota, Metazoa, Arthropoda, Insecta, Hymenoptera, Braconidae. Bases 221 to 4075 code for a protein of 1284 amino acids. The record is from RefSeq and is a predicted model, not a curated record. Gene Ontology annotation, cellular component: extracellular matrix.